Camponotus floridanus (Florida carpenter ant) is the source of this 651-nucleotide messenger RNA. RefSeq lists its product as uncharacterized. The record is from RefSeq and is a predicted model, not a curated record. Lineage: Eukaryota; Metazoa; Arthropoda; Insecta; Hymenoptera; Formicidae. The transcript has 2 exons. The coding region runs from base 1 to 651 and encodes 216 amino acids.
AUGCCGAAGAAGGAGAAUACCAUCAUAGUGAAAGACGACGAGACCGUCAACAGAGUCGCAGUGCGCAUCCCACCUUUUUGGCCAGAAAACCCGGAGCUUUGGUUUGCGCAGCUGGAAGGGCAGUUCACGCUAGGCGCCAUCACCGACGAUGACGUCAGAUAUGGCUACGUUUUAUCAAAACUAGAGCCACGGCAAGCUAAGGAAAUCAAAGACGUAAUCACCAAUCCCCCCUCCAGCAACAAAUAUUCAGCUAUAAAGCACGCGCUGAUUCAACGACUGACAGAUUCGCAAGAGCAGCGGAUCAGGAACGACAGUCUCCGACGACUUAUUACACUCUGGCUAGGACGUCUUCCGCCGCAGAUCCAAGCAAUCCUCGCAACGAGGAAAGGCGACAAGCUGCAAGACAUGGCAGAACAAGCAGACCGCAUCCAUGAGGUCGAUAGUAGAGCUCUCGUUCUUGCCAUAGAUCUCCGGCCAGCAACAGCAGCAGUAGCAGCAGCAACCAGCAGCCAGAAUACACUUACGACGCAGAUGGAAGCGCUCACUUUGCAGGUGGCAACUCUCACCGAGCAGCUUACAAACAUGGCCAAAGAGCUGCGGAGAGGACGCAGCCGAAGCACAAAGUCGGUCACGAGGCAGACCCCGCAGUAG